CCAGAAGCAGCGCAGUUCAUUUUCACGCUGAGUCUCUCACAGAGAGCUUCAUGGAUUUUUGGGGGCAGCCAAGAGGGUCUGGGGCCUGUAACUUCUUAGGAGUCCCAGUCCUCAGCUCCUGGGACGUGGACGAUGAUGAGGGCGAGGUGGUCAUCGGCAUCAGGCCCAAAUCCUCUCCUCUCCCACGGAGAAAGAGCUCUGUGUCUGAUGAGGACUCGGAGCCUGAGCCUCCCAUGUGUGGCUCCAGGAGAGUUUCCUUCGCAGAUGCCAAAGGCCUCAAUUUGGUUCAAGUGAAGGAGUUCGACACGUGGGACGUGCCCAAACUGCCAGGAUACGACACAUCUGAUGGGGAAGGCAAUGAUGAAGAUGAAUACAUUCUUUCACCUCUUAAUUUUUCCCUCCCGUUAUUAACCGAGGAGCUACUGACCAAGGUCCAGGAGCAGAAAGUAGAGCUGGAAAAAAUUGAGUUACUUCCAGGGACCACAAUAGUAAAAGGGGUGGUGCGCGUCCUCAACAUCUCCUUCACUAAGGCGAUAUAUGUUCGAACAACUUUGGACUGCUGGUCCAGCCACUUUGACCUCCUGGCUGAGUACAUCCCUGGUUCCAGCGAUGGGCUGACGGACUGUUUCUCAUUCACGCUCACUUUGUGGCCUCCAUUUCGGGAAGAGGGGGCCAGAGUUGACUUUUGUCUGCGGUAUGAAACACCUGUGGGGACGUUCUGGGCCAACAACGCCAACAAGAACUACGUGCUGUCAUGUUUCCGCAGAACAAAGGAAAACGAUCAGCCACAGAAGGAAAACGUGAACAAGAAAAGCUGCCUCAAGACAGCCAGUUCGAACUCCAGCGUGGAAAACAGUUCAGGAAAGGAGUCGUCAACACAGGGAAAUAUUGCAGCAGAUGUGUCCAACAGUGGACUAGAGGGUGACACUUUGAAAUCUAAGAAUGAUCAGUCAGGAAUGUCAGAGGAACAUGGACAGAAAUUACUGAUUGAGAGCGGAGUAAACGACAGCCAAAGGAGUCGCAGAAAGGCUGCACGGAUGGCCCGGGUGAAGGACUACUUUGCUCAAAGAAACGGAGACGCCAACAACGCAGAUAGAGACGAAUCACCUCCAGGGGUACCACAGGCAGCUCGAGAAGAAACCCCAAAGGAAAGCCAUACAGAUGUGCAACUGUUUGCUGAGAGCAACCGCAAACCAGAAGGUUCCCAAGCAAAGUGCAGCAAACCCCUCCUCAGUGUUUCACAUGUUUUGUCACCAGCACUUGACCGAACAUCUGAGAACAAGCCAGAGAAAUCUGAGAGCAUUGCUUUCACUGCCUCAGUCACAUUAGCAGAAGGUGAGAGUGCCACGGACAUCCAAGAUGACCUGUUUGAUAAUUUUGCUCAAGCAGAACAGCAACAUACCAAAUCUCAGGACAGUAGUCAGGAGGCAGACAUGGGUCAUGAAUACAUUAGCAGAACAGCAGUGAGAAAUGAAAGCCUUGUUGGCCAGACCAGCAGCUUCACAUUUGGCACUGUGGUGGCUCCGCUGUAUCACCAGGUGUUUGGCAGAGUGGGAAGUGAAAGUCAGAGAGGAGCUGGCUGGGAAAAUCCUGCACAGGCUACACUGAAUAUUGGAGGCUUACAUCCUCACACUGGCAUGAGACAGAUUAGUUGCACUGUUUCAACAGAUAUUAAAAGUAACAAUAGUAAAGCACUUCGAAAUGUGAUUAAUAACCAGAAAUCAAACCAGGAAUGCACAGACAUAGCACCAUGCAAUAAUCGUGUUGAAGAAGAAGAAGAAGAAGAAGAAGAAGAAGAAGAAGAAGAAGAAGAAGAAGAAGAAGAAGAAGAAGAAGAAGAAGAAGAGGAAGAAGCAAGUUUAAGUCUGACAUUAAAUGCAGAGACUCUGCAGGUUCUGGCUGGGACUGAAAAUACAGACCGGAGAUGCACAAGCACACUUAAGGGUUCACAAACUUGUUUAGAAGACACAUUAAGCUGUCCUCAGACUGUAAACAUUUUAUCGCAAGCAGAUUUGUUGAAUCCACAAAUACCGGCUGAGAGUUUACAUCCCUGGGGAGAAGCACAGGAAGACAGUGUAACACAUGACCCCCAAGGCCAAAUUACAGCAGAAACAACACAGUGUCCACUCCCAGAGAAUCCAUGUACACAUGAUAAAACUAAUCUGGAUGAAACGCACGCAAAAAGCAAUACACAUGAAGUCAGGACCAGUCCGCAAACAUCAUUUGUAAAACCUGAAAGCUCUGGGGACCUGCUGGGACAUGUUAAUGAAGAACCUGACCAACAGAGCGCCGACUUAGAAGAAAAACGCCAUGAAUGUGAGUUAAUCAAAGCUCUGUGUCCUGGUAAUGCAUCUUUUAGUGAGGUUAAACCAUGUGAAGACUUGCAUAAGUUGAAUUUGCACCACAAUGACAAUUCAGUUACAAAAGCAACUGUUCCUGACUGCAAACUUGUGGAGAAAUCAGAUUUCACAACACCCGAGACACUUCUGGAAGCUCGAGGAGAAACUAACAACAUGGGAGAAGGCAGUAGAAUGACACACGGCUCACUCAAAGAUGAAUCAAAAUCCUCUGGUGAAACUGAGGUAACAGGGGAGUUGGCUGAAUGUGUGACUACAGAGACACAGGAAAAAACAGAGCAUUGCAAAAUCAAAGCUAAAGAGGAGGCUCUCUGUUUAGGAGAAAUCACUGAAGUGAAGGACUGGGAAAUGAUGGUUAAAGAAGAAGAAAACAACAUUUUAAUACACGAAGAAGAAAGGGGGAUAGUAUAUUUAAAUCCGGGCGUCUGUGAAGUAAGAGAAAAAGAAAUUGCAAAUGAGGAAUUUGUCAAGGGGAGGGCAGUGACAGGAGUAGAAGAGGACAGCGAAACAAUCGGAGAGGCUGUCUCUGGAGAAGAUGGUGCCAGUACUGAGGUAGAAUGUGCUCAAGUCAUAAAGAUGAACAAAACAGGUGGAAGGGAAGAAUUAACUGAGGAGAACCAAGUACAAGAAACAGAGGGACCAGUAGAGACACAGCUGCACACAAAAAAACACUUUGCAGGAAAAGAGGUCAGUAUUGAAUGGGCACACAUCCAAGAAAACAAGGAGAUAAAGGGAGAUGGGAAAAUAAACUUGAAUAAGGAAGGUGAAGGCGGAGCAGAGUGGGAGAAAGAACCAAAGGAGGGAAACGGAGAGGAGCUGGAUCCACGUUACGAAUUCCUAAAUUACAGAGCAGCAGAGGCGGAGCUUGUAGAAUCACAUUCACGUGUGGCGAAACAGGAACAAAAAGAUCCAGAACUGUGUUUGGAAGAGAAGUUAGAAAUUACAGGAAGCAAGGAUGGAGAGGUUUUAUCUGCUCUGGUGCACAGUGGGCUGAAGGAUGGCGACGAGAGCGUACCAGUGAAAGAGAGUAUAGGAGAAGAGCAAAGUGCACACAUUCAAACUGAAAAACAAUGUCUUCACACCACAAAAGCUCAGUCAGAAGAUGGAAAUGGUUGUGCCGCUGCAGAGGGGGGCGCUUUAACGGAUGAACCUGAAAGUGAUCAAACAAGCCAGGACAGCGCUUCGGCAGAGUCGGACUCGGGCGAUGAGGUGGAGCUGUACAUGCACUGCCUGAGGGCCGUCGGCACAGGAGGAUGGUCCCACGAAGACAAGAGCACUGUGAGCAAAAGGCCCCGUCUAAGCAGAACCAAACUGCUGUCUGCCACUAUGCCGCCCAUCACUGAAUAUCACGAUGAAGAACAACACCUCAGUUGCCUUCAGGAGAAGCUUGAAGACAGCAAUGCCGCUGUUUCCCCUGCAGAGGAGCGCAUGGGUCAGAGUGUUUUGUCCUGGACAGACACGUUUUCCUGUAGCAAUAUUGCAAAAUCACUGCUAUAUGCAACCCUGCUGGUGGUGUUUUUAGUUGUGGCAUACCAUUAUGACUUUUUUGCCUGUUUGGGCCUCUACUUGAUAUCUCUGGUUUGGCUCUGCUGCCAAGAAGAGAAGUAACCAGUUAAAAAUGACAACACAAUGGGCUGAAUUAAAAUGUAAUAAUAAUAAUUAAAAAAACAAUCUGUUUGAUUUUAAAGGUUUUCAGAGUGUACAUGGUACUGAUGUGAUACCCAAUUCUUCUUUUCUAUAACCAGUGAUGACUAAUGCAUGAUUUAGACUGAUUUUUGCAGGAGAUCUAUGCUGUUACUUAUACUGUAAACUCCUUUAACCCUGCACCAUAACCUUCCGCGCAACCUGCUGCAAGCCCACCGAAAUGUAACUACAUGUCGGGGUGUCGCAGCAUCGACUCGAACAGCGUGGAUGGAUGUGGCGUAGGGGGAAAAGGGGCUUCCGGUUACAUCGUGAGUUAGGAAGUAGGUUUCCAGCAGAAGUCCAAAUUAAGCUCAAGAAGACACAGUUAGGCAGAUAUCACACACGUUUGCUGUCAUAAGUCAUUAUUCUCAAUGCUUCACUGUACAUAAAACCUACAUUACAAUGGUUACAUUGAUCAGUUCUGCAGCUUUUUCAAGGUGAAAUACACUACUCACUGAAGCUAAUGAGAAUGUUUAAUUUUAAUUUUAAUUUUUCG
Messenger RNA from Pundamilia nyererei, 4536 nucleotides. It is a transcript of the gene ppp1r3ab, whose product is annotated as protein phosphatase 1, regulatory subunit 3Ab. The transcript is spliced from 4 exons. Gene Ontology annotation, biological process: regulation of glycogen biosynthetic process. Gene Ontology annotation, molecular function: glycogen binding; protein phosphatase 1 binding. The record is from RefSeq and is a predicted model, not a curated record. Gene Ontology annotation, cellular component: protein phosphatase type 1 complex. NCBI's taxonomy places the organism in Eukaryota, Metazoa, Chordata, Actinopteri, Cichliformes, Cichlidae. The coding region runs from base 51 to 3965 and encodes 1304 amino acids.